UUACAUGGGAUAGAUUCUUGAGGUUCAUUUGUUUCUUGCUGGGAAUUUGAAAUCCCAUGAGAUCUUUUUAUCUUCUUCACUUUGUUUCUAAAUAUCAAGAGUUUCAUAUUAUAUGAUUUAUAUAAGGAGUGUUUAGUCAUUUAAGUUUCUGGUUUUGUUGCAGGAGAGAGAUUCUGUGCAUAUGGCUGGUUUGUUUCCGGCGUUUGGACAAAUUCAAACUCAUUCUAUCCGGCCUCCUCCGCCGCCGCCGCCGCCUGCUCCACAGCUCCACCAGACUUUUCAUAGCCAACCAACACCAGCAACAGUUGCUGCUGCAUCACACCCACCUACUAUUCGUCCAAGAGUGCGAGCAAGAAGAGGGCAAGCCACAGAUCCGCACAGUAUAGCCGAGCGGUUACGGAGAGAAAGAAUUGCAGAAAGAAUGAAGGCUUUACAAGAGUUGGUUCCUAGCUGCAACAAGACAGAUAGGGCGGCCAUGCUUGACGAAAUUGUGGAUUAUGUGAAGUUUCUACGUCUCCAAGUCAAGGUAUAAACACUCUAAUUCAUUGAGGUCUCAGGAAAUCCACUCAUUUUAUUCUUCUUACUCUACAUGUAUGGGUAAAAUUGAGAUGAAUGAUA
Carica papaya (papaya) is the source of this 618-nucleotide messenger RNA. Lineage: Eukaryota; Viridiplantae; Streptophyta; Magnoliopsida; Brassicales; Caricaceae. The record is from RefSeq and is a predicted model, not a curated record.